UGGUGGCUAUUUUAAAGAGAAUGUGGUCUUUUGCAAAAUGAAAAGGUAAGAGACAAAAGCUCAGUAACACAAAUUCAAACUCUGUUCCCUUGUACCUUCCCUAGUAAAUACAUAGACAACUGAUACAUCCGUUUGUAGAUGGAUAUCUGUGUUGCUUGGAGAAAUGAGGAGUUCUGUGUCUAACCUUUCUGAGGGUUAAUGACUUAUUCUGAGAGAACACUGGCAUAAUUUUCAGUUCUAAACAAUUUUUUCUUCUUUUGUUAACGUCCCUUUUCUCCCCUUCCCUACUGAAGGUUUGUAUUUUUGGUGUUCCUGUUGAAGUGUUUGUUUAUAUGCUACACAAGCUGCUUUCCUUGCAAAGAGUUUUUAAAUGUAUAUUUACCUCUUUUUAAAAACAGUUGUUGGAAGGAAAAUGGUGAGUUUAUGAAGUAUUUAUUUAAGGACGUAACAUUCUUUCUUGCUACAAGAACAAGAAACCAGAUAGUUACUGUGGUAUUGAAGUGUUAAUAAGAUGUUCCUAGGGUUUCUUUCUAAAGAGUGCACUAAAGGUGGUAAGUUCUAAACAUGCAGUGUUGUGCUUUGAUAUAUAACCUUAAAAAUAACAGCCUCUGAUGCCCAAACUGUAAUUUUUACCUUUGAAAAGGAGCUUCAGAACAAUAUCUGGUUUUGUACUAUGCCGUGCAGCCAGAAGUGCUCUUUAAUUCCCUGCAAUAUAAAAUGCACGUGAAGUUCAGUCUUAAUUGCCUUUACGUUGAGGUUGAAGGAAGGAUGUAUUCCUUAGUUCCUCUUUCUGGUAGUCAGGUUUUGUUUAUUCUCGUGUGUUCUGAGGCACCCAGCUUGGAAUGGCUGGGUUGCUCUCUCACAGUUCCGUGCCAGGGAAAUGGCCCUUUCACUGGGUGCCCAUACAUAACAGUGUGGUGUACAUGAGGGCUCGUUUUGGGAUCACCUCACAUCCAUUUUCAUUAGAGAUGUCCACGGCAUUGCUGUAACUUGCUGUAUAAAAGAAUGUUUUCUGUCUCAUGAGUGUUUCUACUGUAACUUUCGAGAGGCUCAAUUAGAUUUCUGUUCUGUUUCCAACCUGUUCAAGUUUCUUUAGCAGCGGAAGAAUUUCUCCUUGUAGUAGCCAUUAGUUACUAAGAAAAUCUGACUGGCGUUCCUUGUCAGGGAAAAUCUGACAAACAUAUUUUUUCUUCAAACAGAUGAAAACUUUAUUCUCAAACAUGACAGAGCGUUCCUUUUGUCAAUGGCAAACCGAGGGAAACAUACCAAUGGUUCCCAAUUUUUCAUAACAACAAAACCUGCUCCUCAUCUUGAUGGCGUGCACGUUGUCUUUGGACUGGUUAUUUCUGGUUUUGAAGUAAUAGAACAAAUAGAAAAUCUGAAAACUGAUACUGCCAGCAGACCCUAUGCAGAUGUACGAGUCAUUGACUGUGGGGUGCUUGUUACAAAACCAGCAAAAGAUGCUUUGGAGAAGAAGAAGAAAGUGUGUUCUGACUCAGAAGCUUCAGACUCAACCUCCAGUGGAUCAGACCCCUCAGAAACAUCAUCUGAAAGUGAAGCUGAAGAUGAAAGAAGCAGAAGAAGAAAGCGUAAAAGAAGAGCUAAAACCAAACAGUCAAGAAAACGGAGGAAGGAAGAGAGGAAGAAAGAGGAUCUGAGGAGCAAGCGAACCUCAAACCAAAGAUGCAGCCUUUCUGACAAGAGCGACGUAACAGAAAAAACAGUGGAUGUCAGCACCAAGAGGGAUAAACCUGUGGUACGUCCUGAAGAAAUUCCCCCAGUGCCUGAAAAUAGAUUCUUGCUGAGAAGGGAUGUGCCUGUUGUCAGUACAGAACCUGAAACGAAGCUUCUUGAUGCUACUCCAGUUCUAACUGACCAGAAACCAUCAGUGUCUAAAUCUGGACGAAAAAUUAAAGGAAGAGGCACAAUACGAUAUCACACCCCACCUCGAUCACGGUCGUGCUCUGAAUCUGAUGAUGAUGAGAGCAGUGAGACUCCUCCUCACUGGAAAGAGGAAAUGCAGAGAUUACGAGCAUACAGACCACCUAGUGGAGAAAAGUGGAGUAAAGGCGAUAAGUUAAGUGACCCAUGUACAAGCAGGUGGGAUGAAAGAAGUGCGUCACGGAGAUCAAGAUCUUGGUCACAUAACGGCUACUCUGAUCUGAGUACUGUGAGGUACUCCAGUCACCACAAAAAGCACAGAAAAAAGAAAGUGAAACAUAAAAAGAAGUCUAAAAAGCAGAAGCAUUUCAAGAAGCACAAGCAAGCUAAAAAAAAGAAAGCAUCAGCUUCAUCAGAGGUAGAAUCCUCACGUUCAUUCAGGAAGAAGAAAUCAUCCUGUGAUCAUGAGAGGAAAUCUCGUUCCUCCUCGUUGUCUUCUAGACAUUCUUCCAGAAGAGACUGGUCUAAAUCUGAUAAGGAAGACCAGAGUUCAUCAACUUUCUCAAGCAGAGAGAGUCGGUCGUACUACAGGUCCAGGUCCAGAUCCAGAUCUAGGUCUAAGUCAAGGUCUUAUUCCCAAAGAAGUUCCAGAUCAAGGUCAGCCUCUAAAUCAUCGCGUUCUCGAAGUAGGUCAAGAUCAAGUUCUAAUCCUAGGCAUCAAAAGACUGUUUCCAAUUCUCCACGAAAUAUUUCAGCACGAUUAAAUGAAAGUAAGUUGAACAAGCCUUCUGACCCUGUAAGAGCAGUUAUACUACCAAGUGACAAGGUCGUCAUCCCACCAGUUGUCCCAGAGACCCUCCCUGUAAUACCCUUAAGUGAUAGUCCUCCACCUUCAAGGUGGAAGCCCGGACAAAAACCAUGGAAGCCAUCUUAUGAGCGAAUUCAAGAAAUGAAAGCUAAAGCAACCCAUUUAAUACCCCCCCAAACUAAUUAUAAUUUAGUAGUUGUUAAAGAGGCUAACACAUCUUCGUAUCAAAAGCAACAGGGGAGUUCUGACAGCGAUCGAAGCGGCUAUUCCAAAUACCGCAGUGACAAAAGCUCAGAUAGUUGGCAGAGAUCGAGGAGCAGGUCCUCUCGAAGCAGGUCGUACUCAAGGUCUUACACAAGAUCUAGGAGUCUGUCUAGCUCAAGGACGAAAUCUCGUUCUUCUGGCAGAUCACCAUCACUGAAAUACCGCAGUGACAGGUCAGGAUACAGUGAGUCAACGUCUUAUUUUUCCCUCAGUGAUGAUGAUAGACACAGAAGCAAAAGAAAAUCUGCAUCGGGUGAUCAGAACACGCGUUCUCUUAAAGGGAGGCAAGAAACAAGCUCUGAAAGUACCCUUCCUUACAAGGAUGCGAAGGACUAUGAUGAGUCUUCUCGAGGGGUGAAAGAGAGUGACAGUUUAUCAUCCUCAGACUUCUCUACUGACAGCGAGCGUUCUGGUAAAGUGAAGGGAGCCCAAGAAAAGGAAGGCCAUUGUCAGUUAGAAGGAGAUGCUCAGCAACAGGAUAAAAAUACUUUCCGUUCUGUGAGGGGGGAGGAGAAAUCCAAGUGUGAAUGGGAUGGUGACCGUUCAAAAAAGAAAGCAGUUAAAGAGCAAUCUUCUGAGCAACCUAGAGGUGGUGCAAAAAGUAAACAAAAAUCCUACUCAUGUAGUAAAUGGGACUCUGAGUCAAACUCGGAACGGGGAGAUGCUCAUCGUGGCAGGGGAGAUUCCAGACCCUCGUCCGAUAAAGAGGAAGGAGAGGCCACAUCAGGAUCUGAUACAGAACUUAGUGGUCCCAAAAGGAGAAAAACGAAAUCCAAUUCCUCAGAAGGCGUUCUGGAUUCUGAUAGUGCAUGGAAAAUAAGCAAACAGUUGCCAUCUUCAGAAUCUGAGAGUUCUCGUUCUAACUCAACACAUACCAGAGGAAAGGCAAAAAAACACAAACAUGAAUCGAAAAAAGCUCUUAAAAAAUCACAUUCCAAAAAAGUGAAAGAAAAAUCAAAAGGGAAAAAGGAGAAAAAACACAAAGUUCAGAAAAGAAAAGAAGUGUUUCACUGGCAACCCCCACUGGAGUUUGGUGAAGAAGAAGAAGAAGAUAUAAAUGAAAAGCCAGUUAUCAAGGAUGACAAAGAAAAGCAGCUUAGCAAGGGUGUGAAGGAUAAAAAACAAGAAGCUUGUGAAAAGGAUGAAAUGGUCAAAGACAAAACAGGAAAUGGUGAAAAACCCUGUGCAGAUGAAAACCUGCUAGUUAAAAAUACUACUCCUAAUGCCUCACCGAAUCGAAAUAAACUUAAUAACGAUAGCAUCAAUCCUAACACUUCAACCAGUAUAUUAAACUCAGGAAUAAAUGUGACUACUUGCAAUAACGAGACUGAGCAUGCUGAAGAAAGCAACCAGAAUGGAUUGGAUGUAAUUCAGACAGAUGACAACAUGGAGAUUUGCACUCCAGACCGUAACUCACCAGGGAAGGUGGUUGUGGACGCUUUGUCUCCUGUCAUUCUCACUGAUAAACCUCAGAGUUUAGGUGCUAGUAUAAACAAAGAUUUACAGACCUCCGAACAAGAUGCUGUCAAACCAGGAAACAACAUUGCAGACUUCAUUAAUAUUAAAGAAGAAGUAGGAAGGCAAGAGAAUAACUCUGUUCCUGCAUCUAAUGCUAAAGACUGUAGUUUGAAAAGUGAAAUUGCUGAAAAUGCACAAAGCAAUUCAAUGGAUAAUAAAUGGAAGCCCUUGCAAGGUGUUGGUAAUCUGCAACCAGCUACAAUUAGUACUGCCACGGAAGUGAAAAACGUGGCUGCAGCACCAGAGGCUAAGCCAGCAGGUUUGAGAAUUGAAAUAAAAGCUAAAAAUAAAGUAAGGCCUGGAUCUCUGUUUGACGAGGUUAGGAAGACAGCACGACUAAAUCGAAGGCCAAGGAACCAAGAAAGCUCCAGCGAGGAGGAGUCUCCAAGUAGAGAUGACAACAGUCCAUCCAGGAGCCUCAGCAGGUCUCGAAGUAAAUCUGAAUCUAAAUCCAGACACCGAACGCGGUCUGAAUCGUACAGUCACUCAAGAAGCCGAUCCCGAAGCUCUACGUAUUCUUACAGGUCGAGAAGCUAUACAAGAAGCAGAAGUAGAGGCUGGUACAGCAGAGAUCGGUCGAGAAGCCGAAGUAGUUCUUACCACAGUUACAAGAGUCGGAGUCGAACCUACAGCAGAAGCCGAUCCAGAAGCAGUUCUUAUGGUCACCACAGUCGGUCCAGUAGAUCAUACACCUAUGAUAGUUACUAUAGCAGAAGUCGAAGUAGAAGUAAAAGGAGCAACAGCUAUCGAAGAUCUAGAAGUUAUGACAGGAGAUCCAGAUCUUAUGGCUCUGAUAGCGAAAGUGAUCGCAGUUACUCCAACAACCGAAGUCCCAGUGAGAGCAGCAGAUACAGCUGAAAACGUUUCUUGGGCAAUGGGAACCACAUUAAAUCAGUUUAUCAGUGUUGCAUUUAGAAAGAAAAACAAAAACAGUUUUGAACGGUGUUGCAAGUGAAGUUUUGAAGGGUGUUUGCUGAGCUAACCGAAACUUUACUGUUUAGCAGUGAACUCACUUGACUGAUUGUAUCCACAAGGAGAGAUGUGCCGAAGCCCAGCUGACUGGUUUUAUGUCAAACACUACUUUCUCAAUACAGAAAAAAGUUUGAUUUGCUUGAGUCGGAUUUUCCAAGCCAUGAGAGACACGUGAGUGAGUUUGCUGACACUGCUUUCUCGGUGCAGCAGUUGCUACUGAGGUAUGUUUAUAAACAGGGCUCUCUGCCUGUUACUAUUAAAUAUAUGCUAGCAACUCAAAAA
Molecule: messenger RNA, 5725 nt
Organism: Tympanuchus pallidicinctus (lesser prairie-chicken)
Lineage: Eukaryota; Metazoa; Chordata; Aves; Galliformes; Phasianidae
Gene: NKTR
Product: natural killer cell triggering receptor
Exons: 13
Coding region: 1244-5329 (1361 amino acids)
Biological process (GO): protein folding; protein peptidyl-prolyl isomerization
Cellular component (GO): nucleus
Molecular function (GO): peptidyl-prolyl cis-trans isomerase activity
Source: RefSeq, a predicted model, not a curated record